Messenger RNA from Asparagus officinalis (garden asparagus), 1092 nucleotides. RefSeq lists its product as uncharacterized. The record is from RefSeq and is a predicted model, not a curated record. The transcript is spliced from 4 exons. Bases 1 to 1092 code for a protein of 363 amino acids. Lineage: Eukaryota; Viridiplantae; Streptophyta; Magnoliopsida; Asparagales; Asparagaceae.
AUGGAUCCAAACCUAAAUGAAUUCAAUCUCGAAUACUUCCAACAAGAAUGGGAGUUAGAAGAUAAAAUGUUUGAUAGGCAACAAGAACUGCUUGAAGAGUUGCUUAGGAGAGAAGAACAACCGCGCAAGAGAAAGUCCAUAUAUAGAGAUCAUCAAGCAGCGCAUGAGAGGCUCAUGGCCCACUACUUUGUCGAAUCAUGCACAUACACUGAUGCCCAAUUUCGACGAAGGUAUCGAAUGAAUAGGCCUCUCGUUCUACGAAUUGUGGAUUCUAUGUCAAAUUUCGACGUUUACUUCACACAACGUCGUAAUAAUGCGGGCAAGCUUGGUUUAACCCUUAUCCAAAAGUGUACUGCUGCCCUACGCAUGCUCACAUAUGGAGUAGCAGUUGAUGUUUGUGAUGAGUACGUGAAGAUAGGAGAAUCUACUGCGGUUGAGUGUACUCAAAGGUUUUGCGAAGGGGCUUGGCAAGGGCAGUUUACUAGUGGACACAAGGGCACAGCAACAGUUAUUCUCGAGGCAGUUGCAUCAUAUGAUUUGUGGAUAUGGCAUGCUUUUUUUGGGCUUCCUUGUAGUUUGAAUGACAUAAAUGUACUAGAUAGGUCACCCGUUUUUGAUGACAUUGAGUCUGGUGAAGCUCCAAUGGUAAACUUCACUGUUAAUGGACGGCAGUACAAUAUUGCAUACUAUCUUGCUGACGGAAUCUAUCCAAAAUGGCCUGUCUUCGUCCAGUCAAUUCAAAUGCCCCAGGGAUCCAAACAACAAUGUUUUGCCAAACAACAGGAGUCAUGCAGGAAGGACGUGGAGCGCGCAUUCGGGGUUCUCCAAGCACGGUUUGCUAUUGUCCGCCAACCAGCUCGAACGUGGGAUCUUGAAGUCUUAGGCCAAUAUAGGAAGCGCAAAUAUGUUUCUAGAAGCAAAUCAUGGUUUACAUCGGAGGAUCAUUCUAAAAUGAUAUUUAAUGUUAAAGGCAGAAAUUUGUUUAAGAACUCAGAUUUGUUUACCUUUCAAAUGCUGAAAACCGUGCGGGGUUUAGAGAAUGUAUGUCUUAUUCCCAAUGAGAUCGUGCAACUUCCAGAAAAGAAUAACUGA